CGGCGUGUUCCAGACUCCUAGCGACUUGAGCGCAAACUGCAUAUUGAGUUACGAAAAUAUGGCGGACACAGCGAAGGAAGGAUCGUUUGCUCCGUCGACUUCUGAAAGAACCAGCCGAUCGAGCAGCCAGGGCAGUGGCAGUGCCAGUGGGGAUGACCCGUUUGGUGACCAGAUGUCCCAGGGUGACCGCCAGGGCAUGAGAAAGGCCAGCCGGACACGAACCCAGUCUACAUCUGACAUCAAGGUGUUACGGACCAGCAAGAGGACCAUCUACACUGCAGGUCGGCCUCCCUGGUUUGACGUCAAAGGUCAGUUUAAGGAGGCCUUCGUUAUCGGGAUCUGUGGUGGAAGUGCAUCCGGUAAAACGACUGUGGCUAACAAGAUCAUUGAGGCCUUGGACGUCCCCUGGGUGGUGCAACUGUCAAUGGACUCUUUCUACAAGGUGCUCACCUCAGAAGAGAAGGAGCUUGCCCACCGGAGUGAGUACAACUUUGACCACCCUGAUGCCUUUGACUUUGAGCUACUGUUCGACACCCUGAGGAAGCUAAAGAGAGGGAGGAAUGUAGAGGUUCCCAUCUACGACUUCACUACACACAGCAGAACCAAACAACAGCACACACUGUAUGGGGCUAAUGUCAUCAUCUUCGAGGGCAUCCUUACUUUUGUCAACCCGGAGGUUCGGAAAAUGCUGGACAUGAAGGUGUUUGUGGACACAGACUCCGACAUCCGACUGGCGCGCCGGCUACGGAGGGAUAUCACAGAACGGAAUCGUGACCUUGUGGGAGUUUUAAAACAGUACGACAAAUUUGUAAAGCCAGCAUUUGAGCAGCACAUUGAGCCGUCCAUGGCACAUGCUGAUAUUGUGGUGCCCAGAGGGGGCGAGAAUGAAGUGGCUAUAGACCUGAUCAUCAGACAUGUACACUCGGAGUUAGAGAAGAGAGAUGUCCACUUCAGAUCACAGUUAGCAGCAGCAGGGCAGGGCCAGCCGCUCCCCUCCAGCCUCCAUGUGCUGGAGAGUACACCACAAGUCAGGGGCAUGCACACUAUCAUCAGGAACAGAGAGACCAACAGAGAUGAGUUCAUAUUCUACUCCAAACGCCUGAUGAGACUGCUGAUUGAACAGGCCAUGGCCAUGCUGCCUUUCAAGACUGUGCAGGUGAAGACACCACAAGGAUCAACCUACGAAGGCAUGAGGUUUAAUUGGAGAAGGUUAUGUGGAGUGUCCAUCCUGCGAGCGGGUGAGACCAUGGAGCCGGCCCUGUGUGCAGUGUGCAAGGACAUCAGACUGGGGAAAAUCCUCAUCCAGACCAACCUCAGCACAGGGGAGCCAGAGCUCCACUAUCUCCGUCUACCCAAAAACAUCAGUGAGGACCACGUGUUCCUCAUGGAUGCAACUGUGUCCACUGGUGCUGCUGCCAUCAUGGCCAUCCGUGUCCUCCUGGACCAUGAUGUGCAAGAAGAGAACAUAUUUUUCCUCUCCAUGUUGAUGGCAGAGUCAGGUGUGUUGUAAUAGUCAUCAAUGUCUUAGCUGAUGUUUUCAGUUGUCAUGUUUUGUACUGUACUUAUGAAGGCCAUUAGAAACAUUAGUCCUAUUAGUAGUAAUUCAAAGUAUGUAGACAUUGUUUCAAG
Branchiostoma floridae (Florida lancelet) is the source of this 1629-nucleotide messenger RNA. RefSeq names its product uridine-cytidine kinase-like 1. Gene Ontology annotation, cellular component: cytoplasm. The transcript has 13 exons. The coding region runs from base 59 to 1510 and encodes 483 amino acids. The record is from RefSeq and is a predicted model, not a curated record. Lineage: Eukaryota; Metazoa; Chordata; Leptocardii; Amphioxiformes; Branchiostomatidae. Gene Ontology annotation, molecular function: ATP binding; kinase activity.